Solanum lycopersicum (tomato) is the source of this 766-nucleotide messenger RNA. Its product is annotated as transcription factor PRE6-like. The record is from RefSeq and is a predicted model, not a curated record. NCBI's taxonomy places the organism in Eukaryota, Viridiplantae, Streptophyta, Magnoliopsida, Solanales, Solanaceae. Gene Ontology annotation, molecular function: protein dimerization activity. Gene Ontology annotation, biological process: regulation of DNA-templated transcription; regulation of growth.
CACAACUUUCUCCCAUGCACUUGUCUUCUUCACCUCCAACACUUGUUCCUUAGUGUUUUUUUUUCCUUCUAAUCUUCUUCAUAUGGUUCCCUUCUCUCUUUGUCCAUAACUUGUCUCUCAAAUAGUUAUCAUCCUCUUCUCUUUUUAAACUCCCCACAACACACACACACACAUUCAUUCAAACAACAUAUUCUAUCUAUUGACACCUUAAUUAACACAAAUUCUUGCCUUCUUAACACAGUAUAAUGUCAAAUCGAAGAACACGCGGUUCGAGACAAUCAUCAGGAGCUUCUAGAAUAAGUGAUGAUCAAAUUGCUGAUCUCGUAUCAAAGUUACAAUUACUUAUCCCUGAAAGCCGGAGCACUAGGAGUUCCGAUAAGGUUGAAGCUUCCAAAGUGUUGCAAGAGAUAUGUAAUUACAUAAGAAGUCUACACAGAGAAGUGGAAGACUUGAGUGAUAGAUUAUCAGUGCUUUUGGAAUCUACUGAAAGUGACAGUGCUCAAGCUGCUAUUAUUAGAAGCCUAUUUAUGUGAAAAUUGUUGCCAUUAUUAGAAGCUUACUAAUUAUGUAACAAUAAUUUCUAUUUACUAGGUUUUAUUAUAAUUUGUAUUAAUUAUCAUCUUGUUAUUAGUUUUCUUCUUCUAAGAUGCAUUAGUACUUAUAGUUAAUUAUAAUUAAGGGAAUUAGAUGUCAUAUUGAGAAAUUUACUAAAUAUUAUAAGUUGACUGAAUUCAAUUAUUAUUUAUAUAGUCCUCUUUAUCUGAAA